Molecule: messenger RNA, 2161 nt
Organism: Verruconis gallopava
Lineage: Eukaryota; Fungi; Ascomycota; Dothideomycetes; Venturiales; Sympoventuriaceae
Exons: 4
Coding region: 617-1786 (389 amino acids)
Biological process (GO): phospholipid metabolic process
Molecular function (GO): phosphatidate phosphatase activity
Source: RefSeq, a predicted model, not a curated record
AAUAACUCAGGUGGACGGGAGUCCAGUUUGUCGCCAUCGGGAUGUUCGGGCCAAGCCUCGAUUAUCGAAGUUGCGAGCAAAAACGCCGAUGAGGAUUACGAUCUGCAACCAUCGAGAGAGCACUGGCGGUCAUUGCCAAUGCUGUAAGAGCAACGAGGCGCAGGCAGCAUUCGCAAGCGCUCUGCCUCAUUUGAUCGAAGCUACAUAGAGCGUAAGCGCUUUCCAUUUGCUCCUUUUCUCAAAUCUUUGUUCUUGCUUCUUUUCUGAGCGUCCCGUCGCUGGGCCAAGCCGUGGGCUUUGCCAAUCGUGGGAAGUUGUCGCAUGCAACAUUGGCAGACGGGUGGCUUUGACUAAUAUUCCGGCUAUAAUUGGCCAACGGAAAAGGUGCUUGAGCGCGCUCUCCUCAGACUAGUACGGCUUUACGACUUUCUGGCGCUUUCGACGUGUAUCAGACUAAAGAGUGCUCUGUGUAGUCCUGCUGAAAGUGCGAGUUGCUGACGUAGCACCGUCAUUGCAAUACUUCCUCUUAACAACGCCUCCCUUCCAUCGAAUACGUUAAGGUAGCCACAAUCUCAGUCUCCUGCUGCGACGACGUUGGGUUUCAUUCCGCCGCGCAAUGCGCAUCUUGAGUUGGAAUCCGGCCAAAAGGCUGGUAUUGUCGUAUGUGUUUGAUUGGAUUGUCAUCUUCGUCAUAGCGGGAAUAGGAGGCGCCUUUGCAGUUAGCACCCCGUAUAAGCGGCCCUUCUCACUUGUCGAUCUCUCCAUUCAGUACCCAUACGUUCGACAUCAGAUCAUUCCUAUCUGGCUACUUGUUGUGGUAGCUUUGGUUGCACCUGCCGUCAUUAUAUUCAUUGUUUGCCUCGCGUUUGUGCCUGGCCCGACGAUAUCGAAGAAAACACCCCGGCCUUUAGUAUGGCGGAGAAAAUUGUGGGAAUGGAACACUAGCUGGAUGGGUCUUGGUCUCAGCCUUGCCCUAGCUUUCAUGUUCACUCAAGGCAUGAAGAACUUAUUUGGCAAGCCCCGCCCCAAUCUUCUUGCUCGCUGCCAGCCCGAUCUCAGCGUUCAGAGUAUCGCGCGAAACGCUCUGGGCGGCUAUGCCACCGGCUUUAAUCGCGAAUGGGUCUUGGUCGGCGCGGGAAUUUGCCAGCAGCAAGACAGUAGCACACUCAACGAUGGGUUUAGAAGCUUUCCCAGCGGCCAUGCAUCUUUCUCUUGGUCUGGCCUGCUCUACUUAGCGUUGUUCCUUGCGUCAAAGUUCGCUAUAGGAAUACCCUUCCUGCCACCCAAGCGCCUGACCACCGAAAGCCCAGCCGAACUUGAUUCGUACCUUGGAUCGGAAGACGAGUUGAAAAAUGGGUCCGCCGAAGCCUCUGGGCGCGCGGCAGUUCGAUCAAACAUUCCGCCACGCAACCAAGCUGCUGCGCCACCGGUAUACUUGCUCGCUCUGCCACUCGUCCCAAUCUGUGCGGCAAUUUAUAUCACGUCAACACGCUACUUCCAGUUCUACCACCACGGCUUCGACAUCAUCGUGGGGUCUUUGAUCGGUGUACUGAGCGCGUACUUUGCCUUCAGAUUCUACCAUCUUCCUAUCAGCCAGGGAGCUGGGUGGUCUUGGGGCGCGAGAAGCAGAGACCGUGCUUUUGCUAUCGGUGUUGGUGUUCCAGGCUAUGUUGGCCCGGAAGGCUGGACUAGCAAGGGAAGGCCAACGACAUCAGCUCGUCGAGCAGAUGAUGUUCGAGAUGCUACCAGCGAGGACAAAGAGCCACGCGGAGAAGAUGCAGUAUGAUACACUAUGCAUUAACACGUCUGGGGGAAUCAGUCAAUUUUCAGCAUAGCGAUUGAGGAGCAAAAACUUGUGAUAGGUGUGUAGGUGCAUUUUAGCGUUGAUUGCUAUGAAGAUUGCAGGACUAAGCAAGAUCCCCUCGUGGAAGAAGUAAUUCGCUAAUAAUUCGAUUUUUCAUUCACAUUUCUAGGCCAAGCCUUGUUGUAUCCUCCCAAAUGGGCAUUCAUCUGCUGUAUAUUCUUUGCUCGUCUCAAUCGUGACAAGCAACUAUGGAAAAAGGAACACUAACAAUGAGCCUUCAAUCCGUCAUGUUCUCAUACCAGGGACAGUAAGAUAGGAUGCUCUCACAUCGGAAACUGGACGUGACAUGGCGCCGAC